Molecule: messenger RNA, 1875 nt
Organism: Trichoplax adhaerens
Lineage: Eukaryota; Metazoa; Placozoa; Uniplacotomia; Trichoplacea; Trichoplacidae
Exons: 4
Coding region: 1-1875 (624 amino acids)
Biological process (GO): negative regulation of gene expression
Cellular component (GO): nucleus; cytoplasm
Molecular function (GO): NAD+ poly-ADP-ribosyltransferase activity; transcription corepressor activity
Source: RefSeq, a predicted model, not a curated record
AUGGCAAUACCAGCGAUUGGUGCUGGCCACGUUGGUAUUAAAGCGCAAGAUCUUGCUAGAGAAAUGAUAUCCACCACUUGUAAAUAUUUGUUAAAAAAUGCUGAUACAAGUUUGAAUGUCAUUGCUUUUGUCAUUUUGGAUCAAGACAUCUACGAUGCGUACACGAAAUCGAUCGAUGCUGCUCAGAUUGAGCUGAAUUCAUAUUGCCAAGAGAGUAACUUCUCUACGAAUCAACUAGAUAAUGGAUUGGUUGAUCAGAUAACUAAAUGCAAGAAAAUUCCGGGUAAAAUUGAAGAGGAAAAGCUCGAUACACUAUUAACAGUAACCUCAGAAAGCAAUGCCAAAUUAUCUUGCAAUUUCUGUUUUGGAGUAAUGCAUGCUGUACAAACAUCAGCAGUCAUUAAUACAACUCAUAUCUGCCAUCUUCAUCAAUCAGAAGAUCAUUUAUCAGCAAGACUAGAUUCCACUGUCAAAAACCAUUGCUUAGAGAGUAUUCAUGUGGAUAAAAGCACACAAAGUGACUGUAGCAUUUUUAAAGUUUGUCCAUAUGGCCUGAUUGAUGAUUUCGGCUCUUUGUUAGCUUGCGUCAAUGCUAAUGAAAACACGUCGAUAUCAUGUCCUCUUGCCAGUACAGAAAUCACCGAAGAAGAUAUCAAAUUACUCAUUCAAGCUAUCUAUCUAUUCUUAGAUAGUCAUAAGAAAUCAGGAAUUAGUCUUCAACGUAUUGAUUUUAUCACUGGAAAUAGAGAAUUAGCAUAUGAGAUUGCGAGUUGGGCACAGCACCAGUUCGAGAAUGCACACAAAUCUUAUUCAGAUUAUACAAUCGCAUGGCAGAUAACUCGGCCAUUUUCCUACAACAAUUUUGGCAAAAAUGUUACCAUUGUAGCUAGUCGGUAUGAAAUUAUUGAGCAAAUUGAAUCACUAUUAGCAAGUUACGCUCCAAGUUGGACAUGUGUUGUUUUCGCUGAAGAAGAUAUGCUUGGAUAUGAUGAAGAAACUUGGCAUGCACUAAUUCAAGAUUGGUGGUGCCACCACAGUACCUUAAUGAUCAGAAAUACAAAUACAAAACAACUGCAAAUCUACGGCUAUAAAAAUGACAUCUUCACAACCUAUAGCAAUUUUCAAAAAUCAUCCAGCCUGAAAACAUAUCAGUCAGCUAUGGAGGAGAACAGAAAAGAACUUUUGGAAACUGUUCAAUGGAAUGUCAAUAUCAAACAAGCUGUGCAUCAAUUUGAUCUUGUAAUGAAUUAUCAGCUUGAAAUAGAUUAUCAAGCAUAUUUGAACGAUAAAACAAAAUCAAACGUUAUUUUAGAUGGUAAAUCAAUCGAUUUUAUCAGGAUGGCAAUUACAGUGGAUACUGGAAUGUCUUAUCCAAUCUGGCGCAAGUUUGCAUUGGAAGAUUCAUUACCAGCAAGUUGGCAAUCAGCUGAAGCAGAUACCCAGAAAGAUGAACUGAAAUUAAUAGUGGAAGUGAGGAAUCAGGCAGAAAUACAAGAAAUUUCCGAACUAGUGCGAGCUAAAGGAAUAGAUCUAAUAAAAUUACAGCGUAUCCAAAAUAGGAAUCUGUACCGGAGGUAUCAGCUACAGAAAGCAGAAGUAACACAAGACGUACAGCAAUAUCAGCCAGGAACUGUAAUUGAAAGGCGAUUAUUCCACCGGACGAAUGAGAAUAAUGUGAAUAGUAUUUGCAAAUCCGGCUUUGAUCGAGAUUACUCCGGUAAAUCUCAUGGAUCCGCAUUAGGAAAUGGAACUUACUUCGCCACUGAACCAUCCACUACCGUCGGCUAUGGGCGUACAUUAAUUCUGGCUCGCGUACUUACCGGCAUCUGCAAUACUUCUGGAUAUACAUGUUUUGCACAGAGUAUCUGCUUAUAA